Naumovozyma dairenensis CBS 421 is the source of this 1236-nucleotide messenger RNA. RefSeq names its product Pml39p (gene PML39). The coding region runs from base 1 to 1236 and encodes 411 amino acids. Gene Ontology annotation, molecular function: zinc ion binding. Lineage: Eukaryota; Fungi; Ascomycota; Saccharomycetes; Saccharomycetales; Saccharomycetaceae. The record is from RefSeq and is a predicted model, not a curated record. The transcript has a single exon.
AUGUUUGAAGAAUAUGAUAAAAAAUUGGGUACUCUUAAAACUUAUAUGUUUGGUAAGAAAGUAGUAAAAAUUGUUCCAAAGAAAAAGAGACGUGAAAGAGAUUUCUUCGAUAUUCUCCAUGAACAAACACUAAAAUUAGAGGAAGAACGAGAAAGAGAAAAAAUUAUCGCUCGUUUCAAACAAUCUUUAUCAACCACCAAAAGCACCAUCACUACUAAUUGUAACCAAAAAAAUCGUAAUAGAUUCUUGGAUGAUGAAAAUAUCAGAAUCAAAUAUGAACCACAUUUAACUGCAUUUCAACAAGCUAUAUCUUCUUCGUUAUCUUCACAGUCUUCUUCACAUUCGUUAUCUUCACCAUUGUUAACCUCAUUAUAUGAAGAUAAAUCAAAGAAACAUUAUUUGUAUUCCAUGGAAGAUUUAUUAAAAAGAGCUCGUUCCAUUGCCAUACCUUUAAAACUCAUUGAAUUUAAAAACGUAUACAUCCCAUUUAAUCCAAUAGUUUUAGCAUCAAAAGGUUGGGAACUUUCAUCAGUGGAGAAUAAAACUACUUUAGUAUUCAAAUGUGAAAGUUGUCAUAAAUGUUUUAAUCUCGAAGAUCACUCACUAGGAGAAGUCUAUAACAUUUAUAGUUAUGAAUCCCAGAAGAUACCCCAUUUGAGUGCUAAAUUGAGACAUAUGAUGAAUGAGAAACAUUCCAUGGAUUGUCGUUGGAAAAAUAAACAAUUCCCACUUCUUGAAGAAUAUUAUAUUGAUUACAGUCAAUAUAAAGUUCCAGGUAUUGGAUUCGAAAUUGAACGAAUAAGGAAUGAAUUAAUCAACAAUAAAGAAAGAUUAGAAUCAGCAUUCCCACCACUUACAAAUGAAUUGAUAGAAAAAUUUAACAAUUCUUCGAAUAAUAAGUUUACUAUUGUCUCACUUGGAGCAAUAUAUAAUUAUUUCAAAAUUGACAUGAAUUCAUCAUUAUUGCUUUUCUUAAGCUUAGGAUACGAUACAACAGCUAUUCCAAAUAUUAUGGAAUGUUCUAAAUGUUUUAUAAAAGUUGAUAUGGAGAAACUUAUUAACGCAACUGAUGUACAUAGGCACUUGAAAUGGUGUAGAUAUUCGAGAUACAAAGACUUGCUACGUUCAUUAACCAAAGUAAGUGAAAACAUCCCAUUACUUAAGGGAGAUAUAACAAUAGAGGAUAAGAUGCGUUAUUUUAAAGAUAAAAUUGGAUGGCAGAUAGACUCGGAUUGA